Morchella sextelata is the source of this 3042-nucleotide messenger RNA. RefSeq lists its product as uncharacterized. The transcript has 5 exons. The coding region runs from base 1 to 3042 and encodes 1013 amino acids. Lineage: Eukaryota; Fungi; Ascomycota; Pezizomycetes; Pezizales; Morchellaceae. Gene Ontology annotation, biological process: regulation of protein localization to mitotic spindle pole body; mitotic cell cycle; regulation of cytokinesis. Gene Ontology annotation, cellular component: cytoplasm; spindle pole body; centrosome. The record is from RefSeq and is a predicted model, not a curated record. Gene Ontology annotation, molecular function: ATP binding; protein kinase activity; protein binding.
AUGGAAAAUAUUCAGGGUGGAACUAAAAUACUAGCAUCCAUGGACCCCAAUCAACGCCCAGCUCGAAGGCAACGGACAGUUGCCCCCAAAUUAACAGCACCAUCUCCCCUGAAGAAGCAAUCCGACUAUCACCUCGUCGCCCCUCUAAAGGCUGCUGCCACAAAAUCGCUAGUCCCGUCGGCACUUGCCGGUCCAUCUAAAAGGUCACAAAAUACAGGUGCACCAAAGACACCCAAGCAAACAAGCAAAGAACGGAACAAGAAGUUCCUCUGCGCUACCCCGCCCACAGUGCUCCAGGAUACUAGAGGGAAGACCGAGUAUGGUCGAGGGCGCCAACUCGGCGAAGGGGGUUUCGCAAGAUGUUUUUUGGUACAGAACAAGGAGGGCGGGUUGUUCGCUGCAAAGACUGUAGCUAAGAAGAGUUUGCAGAGCCAGAAGAAAAGAGCAAAGUUCUUCGGGGAGAUUCAAGUCCAUAAAACUAUGAUCCAUCCUAACAUCGUCAAAUUUAUAGAGUGCUUCGAGGACCCGGAUAAUAUCUACAUGAUUCUCGAACUCUGCCCUAACAAAUCCCUGAUGGACAUGUUACGCGCUCGGAAAAGGUUUACAGAACCCGAGACACGUUUCUUCGUUUUACAACUUCUAGGAGCUUUGAAAUACAUGCAUGGAAAAAGAGUCAUCCAUCGUGACCUGAAACUUGGAAAUAUUUUCCUAGAUGAGAACAUGAACGUUAAGCUUGGAGAUUUUGGUUUAGCAGCCCUCUUGGUUGAUGAAAACGAUCGCAAAAAAACGAUCUGCGGAACGCCAAACUAUAUUGCCCCAGAGGUUUUGUUUGGGGGUGGAAAAGAAGGUCAAGGACAUAGUUUUGAGGUAGACCUUUGGGGUGUUGGAGUUAUUAUGUAUGCCAUGCUCGUUGGGAGAACCCCAUUUCAAGCCAACGACGUGGAUUCUAUCUAUAGAAAAAUCCGGCAUAACACCUUCACAUGGCCAGAAGAUGUACCUGUGAGCUCCGCAGCAAAAUCGCUUGUAAACUCCAUUUUGGAACACGACCCGGAGGCUCGUCCUUCGCUAGACGAUGUUGCAAACCACCGAUUCUUCAAAUCUGGAUUCUUCCCCAGGUCUAUUCCGUCGAGUGCAACCAAACAGGAGCCUAUAUGGCGAGGAACAACCGGGCAAGGCGUAGGGACUCUAACUACAAACCGAGAGGACUGGAUCAGAAACUACGAGGAGGUUGCUAGGAUUUGUGGAAUUGGGAAGAUAUCUGAGGGGCGGUACAGUCCCGUGGGUGACCAUCCUGGAGAAGUUGUGGAUCUUUUGACACUUCCCACCUCCAGGCCGGCAUCCGCCGCUUCAAAUCAAAACAACAAAGUCCCAGAGAAAGUAGAAGCCGUGGAAGAAGAAGAUGUCGAAGGAAAAAAAAUGUCAAUAAAAGAGAAGGCGUAUCUCCUCCCCGAAACAUUGAGUCCCAGAGACGGACAUGCUCGAAUGAGAGGUGUGGGUGUUUUAAAGAAAAUUCCAAGCAUUCUAGGGCCUUCGAGAGGCGGACUCUUGGGAUCGGGGUCUAUUGCGGCGCAAAAGCCAAUGGAUGACGUCGAGGAAGAGGACGAGGAGGUGGAGGAGGAAGAAGAGGUGAGUGAGGACGAAGAGCCCGCACGUCCUCCACCCAGGCAAUUGCGACAGCAACCAAUACGUAGAAGUGCGGCUAUUGCUGCCGCUGCAACUGCUGCGACUACUUCAACGGUAAAUGCCAAAGCACCCGCGCCCGCGCCCGCGCCCGCGCCAGCACCAGCACCAGCACCAGCACCAGCACCAGCACCAGCACCAGCACCAGCACCAGCACCAGCAACAGCACCAACCAGGAGUGUAUUUCCAGCAAGAAGAGGAUUGGUGAGAUCCCAUGCCGCGGAGAUGCGUGCUGUCUGCGCAGGUCUAGAGGCAGAUAAACCUGUACCACCACCACCACCACCACCACCGGCUAUGGCUGCACUUCCCAAAAAGCAAACGACUCUAGAAGCGCGGCCCGAACGACCAGUGUCAUCCGCAGAAUUGCGAGAGAAGACUCCAAAAGAAGACGUAAAGGAGCCGGCCUCGGAAAGCACCGGUCCGGUAAUCCCCUUUACGCCAGUUCUUAACUCCAAGAUUGGCAAUUCCAUCCCUUCCACUACAACGUCCGCAAUAAUUGCAUCGCUGCAACCUUAUAUUCAGAAUUUUAGCGCCUUCACGGCCGGGAAGCUGCAUCUUCUCCCCCCCCAACCUCCGGCUACUAUCGAGGCUGUCAGAUCAUUUAAAAGGGGCGAAAAGAACUCCAGUUUAUUUAUCACCAAGUGGGUGGACUACACAAACAAGUAUGGGGUUGCUUACAUUCUUACUGAUGGUACCUGUGUCGCCAUGUAUAACGACAACACAUCGUUGGUUGUAGACAGUGUCGGCGGACAAAGAGUGGAAUUUAUCACUCAGUCAAUUGUCGACACUCCUACGGGUCGAAGAAAUAAUAAACAAGAAGUGACUUACAGGAGAUUAUCAACUACGAUGACAAUAAUGAACCAGAAAAAGAAGUCGAGCAGAGGUUUGGCGAGCAAAGUUACAAUGUGGAAACGGUUUGGAAAUUAUAUGAAAACAAAUCUUGGAUCGGAAGCAGAAUGGUCUUUCACAAGGGAAUGGGAUCACAGCGAGCAAAGCGCACAUGAUCCCGAAGGAGGUAUGGUAUUUGUUACACAUUAUGCCAGAUUAAGACGAUGUGCUAUGUUCCGUUUCUCGGAUGGUGGCUUUCAGCUUAACUUUAUCGACCACUCAAAAUUGAUGGUCUCAUCUGGGGGGAGAACGCUCAGAAUGAUCACCAAGCAUCAUCAAUUUAUCGUCAUGUCCCUCGAAGAAGCACAUAGAGAGGUGUUUAUUGUUAGAAAUAGAGUACUCUUGGAGUUUGGAUUAAGGGAGAAGUUGGAGUAUCUCAGCGAAAUAUUCACCAGCUGGACGCACACAGGGAAAUUCCCUAGAGAUUAUGAUGUUAUCGAGGGAAAACCUUUAAUUGUACUGGGAGAGGCGUAA